AUGUUCUCCACCUACUUCAUGGAGAGAGGGGCUCCGCGGCAGGACGACAUGCUUUUCUACGUGCGCCGGAAGCGGGCGUUCGCGGGCAGUGAGGGCGGCGCCGACCGGAGAAAGCUGGCCGAGGCUGAGCCCGAGGUGGAGGUGGAGGUGGAGGUGUACCGGCGAGACUCCAAGAAGCUGCCCGGCCUCGGAGACCCUGACAUCGACUGGGAGGAGAGUGUCUGCCUGAAUCUCAUCCUGCAGAAGCUGGACUACGUGGUGACCUGUGCUGUGUGCACGCGUGCUGACGGUGGGGACAUCCACAUCCAUAAGAAGAAAUCCCAGCAAGUGUUUGCAUCCCCCAGUAAGCACCCCAUGGACAGCAAAGGGGAAGAAUCCAGGAUCAGCUACCCCAACAUCUUCUUCAUGAUCGACAGCUUCGAGGAGGUGUUCAGCGACAUGACUGUAGGGGAAGGAGAGAUGGUCUGUGUGGAGCUGGUGGCCAGUGACAAAAGCAACACGUUCCAAGGGGUCAUCUUUCAGGGCUCCAUCCGCUACGAGGCGCUCAAGAAGGUGUAUGACAACCGGGUGAGCGUGGCCGCCCGCGUGGCACAGAAGAUGUCGCUUGGCUUCUACAAGUACAACAACAUGGAGUUUGUGCGCAUGAAGGGGCCGCAGGGCAAGGGCCAUGCGGAGAUGGCGGUCAGCCGUGUGUCCACUGGUGACACGUCCCCCUGUGGGACUGAAGAGGACUCCAGCCCAGCUUCGCCCAUGCACGAGCGGGUGACCUCCUUCAGCACCCCCCCAACCCCGGAGCGGAACAGCCGGCCCACCUUCUUCUCCCCCUCCCUCAAGAGGAAGAUGCCCAGGACCCUCAUGGCGGAGAUGAAGAAGUCUCACUCGGCCAACGACAGCGAGGAGUUCUUCCGGGAGGACGGCAGUGGAGCUGAUCUGCACAAUGCCACCAACCUGCGGUCUCGGUCGCUGUCUGGCACGGGGCGGUCCCUGGUCGGGUCUUGGCUGAAGCUGAACAGAGCGGACGGGAACUUCCUUCUCUAUGCACACUUAACAUACGUCACUUUGCCGCUGCAUCGGAUCUUAACAGACAUCCUGGAGGUACGGCAGAAGCCCAUCCUGAUGACCUAGCCGUGUGCGGAGCCCGCGCGGAGCCCCCGGCCCCGCCCGGCCCUGGGAGUGCUGCCAAGUGCCUAUGUGUCCACCGCCACCGGGGUCUUCUGUGACAACCCAGCGCCGGGGGCCAGAGCCAGGCGAGGCCACUCGACCCCUGGGGCCAGGGCCGACUCCACGAACACCAGCCCAAACUGAAGUGCCUCUUUCUCCUCCCCUGCUGGCUCUGCUCCUGCCCUGCACCCCCGCCCAUCACCUCCCGCCUGUCCCUGGAGAGCCCUCUGCACCCAGAGAGGACCGGAGGCCCCAAGAGGCCAUCAAGAACGCAGAGGAGCUGCCAGCACCCAGUGCGUCCAGACCUACCCACCCGACACGACAUCCCGACCCGCAGUGGGCGGGGACCACCCAGCGGGGGCGCCGUGCGUCACACCCUCCUCGCUUCUUAAGGAGGACAGUUUACCGUCUCGUAAUGCUGUGCCAAUGAACUUCGGCAUCUGAGUUGGUCCCGACGUCCGCCCUCCCUCGCUUACCACUUGGUUUUAGCGGGUUACGGUGGGCAGGUGGGGAGCACAGCUGUUCGAUGGUUUUGCCCUGGGCUGCGAACACCUCAGCCCACGCCCGGUUCCAGAAAGGCCGGUAGCUUAGCAGACAGGCCCUGAUCCCGCCGGAAUGGCCUUUGCUUCCAGCCAAAGAGCACCACCGACACACACCUCCACCGUGCAGACCGCCCGCUCUGUGCCUCAGCCGGCCUGGCCCGCAGAGCAUGACUCGGAGGGCAGGUGGGAGGGCGUGGGAACCAGACGGGGAGAAGGGUGGGGUCUCCGCCCAAGGGUGGAAGGUUGGGGUGGGGUCGGCAUCCUUCCAGGAAGGUUCUAGUAGACCCUCCAUCCGUCCUUGGGGUCCAGGGAGGGGCUAGUUAGUUUUGCUUCUGGUUUCCUGGAGCUCACGUUGUCUGCGCCUGCCGGUCCCUCCCUCGGACCAGCUCCGUGUGGCCAGUCGGGCAGGUGUGUGUGAGUGGCCGUCCAUCCAGCCCCGGCCUUGCCCGCGGCCUCGUCCCAGCCAGGAGGAUUGCCGCGGGGGAUGACACGAGUUCUCAGACCGCAGGUCCUCCUGAGAGCAGAGUGUCCCCCAGCCCAGUGGGAGUGGCCUGUCUGUGGGUGUCUGUCGCAGUGUCGGAAGUCCCCAGGGUUCCUGCCGUACGUUUAGAGGUCCGCGGGCUGCGGGAAAAGGGCGUGGAGGGGCGUCUCUCCGUCUGUUUAUCCUGUGCUCCAGGGGUUUGCUCUGGGCUCCGCAACGGGACGACUUGGGGGCUUUCUCCAGAUUUUGUAUGCUGUUAUUAAAAGCGAGCUAUUGCAUUUCA
Pteropus alecto (black flying fox) is the source of this 2467-nucleotide messenger RNA. RefSeq names its product KIAA0930 ortholog. Bases 1 to 1125 code for a protein of 374 amino acids. NCBI's taxonomy places the organism in Eukaryota, Metazoa, Chordata, Mammalia, Chiroptera, Pteropodidae. The transcript is spliced from 9 exons. The record is from RefSeq and is a predicted model, not a curated record.